Osmerus eperlanus (European smelt) is the source of this 1383-nucleotide messenger RNA. Its product is annotated as cilia- and flagella-associated protein 251-like. Lineage: Eukaryota; Metazoa; Chordata; Actinopteri; Osmeriformes; Osmeridae. The transcript is spliced from 8 exons. Bases 235 to 1383 code for a protein of 382 amino acids. The record is from RefSeq and is a predicted model, not a curated record.
GUUUUACCGACCGUUUCCCCCACCCCCCUCCCUCCAGUGUGCAGCAAGUACCUGAGUCGAUACCCUGCUGACGAGGACCUGCUGUGGGUGGUGGAGGGGGUCGGGGGGCCCUACCAGAGAGAGAGCGUGGCUGGCAAGCUGAGGAACCUCAGACUGAAAGUCUCACAGCCCCUGGCUACAGCCAAUGGAGACCAUGGUUUAACGCCGCUGACAGGAGACCUGGACAGCCAGAAGAUGGAAGACGGAGACACAAACCUCAGCUGUCUGGACAUCACUGAGGAUAUCAUAGUGGUGAAUAAGCAUCUCAAGCUUGUUGAAGACUUGGAGGAGACCCCGGUGUCGACUCGUACGAGGAGCAGCGGGGGGAAGAAACGUGACAGAGAUCAGACGGAGGACCUGGAGGAGAGCCAUCAGCCCAAGAUGAGCAGGUUGGAGGACGAGGAAGGUGACACAGAGGCCACUGCCAUGGCAACAGAGGGGGACGGACAGGGGGAGGAGAAGGAGUGCCCAGGUCCUGUGGAGGCAGAAGGCCCUGCGGCCCCAGAGAAGCAAGAGGCCCCCGCCCUGGGGCGCCCAGCCCUGGGGGUGGAGGAGGUGAAUAGAGAGCUGACGGAUGACCUGAUGGAGGAGCAGGAGGAGGAGCAGGAGGAGCAGGAGGAGGAGGAGGAGGAGGAGGGGAAGAAGGGAGUGGAACAGGAAGAUAAUCGGCAGCCUGAGAGUGCUUUGGAGAACGGCGCGGCAGAAGAGGAUGUGGAGAUGGAGGGGGGGAAGGAGGAAGAGGAGGAAGUGCCCAAGGAUAUGGACACUGUUGAUGCAGCCCCAGUGGAGUCACCGACAGCAGAGGCAGAAUCACCCCCCUUGUCAGAAGAAGAACCAAUCGAGGCUCCCUUGACAGCUCCCCCUGCCCCAGAAGGGGCUUCUCUACCUGGGGAGGGUCCUGAGGAAUCCGGGGAGGAACCUCCAGCCUCUCAGGAGCCAGCGACGCCCCAGGAGGCUCCUGCCAUGGAGGAGGAAAAGGAGGACAGCGGCCCAGCCGACUCUAGCGGGGAGGCAGUGCUCCUCGUCGGGGUAGCAGAGCUGUCCUACCAGCCCCCGGAGGAGGAGGGGGAACAGGGGGAGGUGGACGGGGGGGGGGAGGGGGAGGUGGCAGAACAGGAGGAAAAGAUGGAGGCGGAAGGAGAGGCCGUCACCACGGAGGGGGAGGAGGGGGAGGAUGAUGCGGGGGAUGUUGGGGCAGCAAGGGGCAGGGGGGCCAGGCGGGCGGCUAAACGCCAAUCCAAGAGACUGAGCCAAGCGCCAGCUGAGGGCGGAGACUCUGAGGUCACGGAGGUCAACGAGGAGGAGGAGGAGAAGGAGGAGGAGGAGAAGGCUUUCCCCACGUGA